Molecule: messenger RNA, 2792 nt
Organism: Xyrichtys novacula (pearly razorfish)
Lineage: Eukaryota; Metazoa; Chordata; Actinopteri; Labriformes; Labridae
Source: the annotation of a GenBank genome assembly
GUUAGAACUAAAUCCAGAUUAUGUCCCUUGCAGCGGUUGAGUUUGACACCUCUGUUCUGGGGUUCAUCUAAAACGAUAACUCAAUAACACAGUCUCUGUAGUCCAAUGAGAUUUGACGGAGUUCUCAAACCUCAAUAACACACUCUCUGUAGUCCAAUGAGAUUUGACGGAGUUCUCCUCUAACUCGCUGUCUGAGCGAUGCGCGCUCCCGCGGAGUGCGCGUGGUUGUCGGCGGCAGAACACCGGGAUGCUCCUACGCGGCUGGAAAUGCCUCGGGAGGUGAAGGAGCCUGCCGUGUACCUACUUGAAAGCAAACAGCUCCGUAGGUUUUAUUUCCUUCAAACCAAAAAAAGUUCUUGAACACAUUGGAGCUAAUUGUUUUGUUUUGACAUCUCCAGUGAGGAUUUUUUCGCCUUUGGAGCUCAUAAGUUUGGACGGCUAACAGCUAAAGCUACACCGACUUUUGCUAAUGCUAGGUAAAUAUCACGAACGCCUUUCGGAAGAUUCAUCUCAGUACCAACAAAAACUGUGCGGUUAGAGGUCAUACUGUACCAAAGUUUCAUUAGGAAUAGCAGUAUGCUUUUCUCGAGCAAGAUGCGACGCUUUUUCUCACGUUAUACACAAUACUAAAUGUCUGUGGUUAGCCUGUUCUUAUGUUAGCCGUCGUUGCUAGUAACUUCAGCAAGAGAUAUUCGGCGAGCUAACCACCACCACCAUAGUCCUGCUGUUCACGAUUACCCUCCACUGCUUAAAGCGGGCAACUUGCAGUCAUGUUUGAAAUGGAGACGCAUAUAUCGUGCCUUUUCCCGGAGAUCCUGGCCAUUAUUUUCAGCUAUCUGGACGUUAAAGACAAAGGAAGAGUCGCCCAAGUGUGCGCGGCCUGGAGAGACGCGUCCUACCACAAGUCUGUGUGGAGGGGGGUGGAAGCCAAGCUCCAUCUGCGGCGAGCUAACCCGUCUCUGUUCCCAAGUCUGCAGACCAGAGGGAUCAAAAAGGUUCAGAUUCUCAGCCUGAGGCGAAGUCUGAGCUACGUGAUCCAGGGGAUGCCGCACAUCGAAAGCCUUAAUCUUUGUGGAUGUUUCAACCUCACAGACAACGGACUCGGACAUGCCUUUGUGCAGGACAUCCCGUCCCUGCGGGUACUCAACCUCAGCCUCUGCAAACAGAUCACUGACUCCAGCUUGGGGAGGAUCGCUCAGUAUCUAAAGAACUUGGAGGUGCUUGAACUAGGGGGGUGCAGUAAUAUCACGAACACGGGCCUGUUGCUCAUUGCCUGGGGGUUGCACAGACUCAAGAGCCUAAACCUGCGCAGUUGUAGGCAUGUGUCCGAUGUCGGUAUCGGUCACCUGUCCGGCAUGACCCGCAGCGCCGCAGAGGGCUGCCUGUCCCUGGAGAAGUUAACACUACAGGACUGCCAGAAGCUCACUGACCUGUCCCUCAAACAUGUCUCGAAGGGCUUAAACAAGCUUAAAGUGCUGAACCUUAGCUUCUGUGGGGGGAUAUCUGAUGCAGGCAUGAUCCACCUCUCACACAUGACCCACCUGUGCAGCCUCAACCUGCGCUCAUGCGAUAACAUCAGCGAUACAGGGAUAAUGCAUCUAGCCAUGGGUUCCCUCCGGUUGUCUGGACUCGACGUCUCCUUCUGCGACAAGAUUGGAGACCAAAGCCUGGCUUACAUUGCUCAGGGGCUGUAUCAGCUCAAGUCCCUCUCUCUGUGCUCCUGCCACAUUAGCGAUGACGGCAUCAAUAGGAUGGUACGCCAGAUGCACGAACUCAAGACUCUCAACAUCGGACAGUGUGUACGGAUCACAGACAAGGGGUUGGAGUUGAUAGCUGACCACUUGACCCAGCUGACUGGGAUUGAUCUGUAUGGUUGUACUAAAAUCACCAAGAGGGGUCUGGAGAGGAUAACACAGCUGCCGUGCCUUAAAGUGUUAAACCUCGGACUCUGGCAGAUGACUGAAAGUGAGAGAGUGAGGUGAAAGCUCUCUCGUGGAUAUGAUACUCUGUGAUGUACUAAAAAGGACUGCUUGUAUUCAUUCUUAAUUUUACCUUCUACUUUGUGACUAAAAACAAGGCAAGGGACUCUUGAUUGAUCACUGGAAUAUUGUUGCAAUACUCCACUCUCUCUCAUUCACAUAAACAUUCAGCCUUGAGCUCCUUUUUGAUGUGCAUUGUUAAAUCUCAGCCUGUGUACAGUUCUCACUCUCUAGCUACCUCAUCUGUCAAACACAGGAGUGCCUACUACCGCAGAAGACUAAAUUACAUUGCGUAUUUUUGUGAUUUGAAUACCAAUGGAGAUUUGUUAUUAAAAAGAUUCUCAGUGAAGAUUAACAGUUAGGUAUUUUUACUCUUAACAAAAAGGCUGGAGUACCUUGGCCUUAAGUUUUUAUAGAAUGUCUUUUCGGCUGAUGUAUUUUUUACUUGUGUAACCAAUAUUUUUUUGUAUUGAAUGACUGUUGUUGACAAAAUUGUACUUCAAAUUGAAGUGGGUGGAUUACUCCCGUCUGUCUUAGUUUACUUCUGUAUAGUUGGCUAUGUUUCAUAUUCCUGAGGAAAUAACUAUGAAUGCUACUCCUGCAAAGGUUCAACAACAUAGCUAGGCAAGGUGUAGUAAUUCACAGCUGCCAAGGCCAUAUGCAAUAACAAACUGUCAGUGUUUUUCUCCUGAGGAGCUUCCAACAGUAGCGUCAGAGUAUUUGUUUAAAAAAAGCAGUAAUUUAAUAUUGUUUUAUACUCAUACCAUAGUGAUAUUUAUGAAUAAAGAUGGCAAAUAUGUUUCAGUUCUUUAA